AUGCCGUAUCUAUCGUUUUUGACCAAAAUAAACAAAAUCAGUGCCAAAAAAAAUAAGCGGGGCAAAGACGAGACUGCUAUACACGACGACUAUCAUUUAUUGCACAUGAUUUUAGAAAUUUACCAUCACCUCCUCAAGAAAUCAUAUCAGAACGCACAGGAGUUUAAUAUGGCCAAAAGUCACUUCAUUCGUAGGUCUCUUGGUCUUAGGCGGAUUUUAUCUUCCGACCGACUGAGAGAAACAACGACUCAUGUGACGCCUCUUAUUUUUACUAGUUGGUACAACAACUGGAUAGCAUCCCCACCACGAACACCCCCCUCUGCUCCCGGGCGUAAAAACAAGACCAGCACGACCUCGAACAAUUAAGAACCCCACGACUUUAGAAGCCUUUCUACAUAUUGAAUGCGGAUUGCACUUACUCAAAGAACAGAAAAUGUGAGCUGCGUUGAAACCACAGGAGAACGAGAUAGAUAAAGAACUUGCUGUAAAAAUUUUCUCGAGAGCGACACAGAACAUAGAAAUCAGAAAUCCGUGCGAACAGCACGCGCAUUUAUUAAGUAUUUUGGUUUGUAAACAACUCGAAUGUUGCGCAAAUCAACUUUCGCUGGUCCUCCGAC
Amoebophrya sp. A120 is the source of this 617-nucleotide messenger RNA. The record is from the annotation of a GenBank genome assembly. Lineage: Eukaryota; Dinophyceae; Syndiniales; Amoebophryaceae.